This is a messenger RNA of Rhea pennata, 2382 nucleotides long. It is a transcript of the gene MNS1, whose product is annotated as meiosis specific nuclear structural 1. Gene Ontology annotation, cellular component: motile cilium. The record is from RefSeq and is a predicted model, not a curated record. Gene Ontology annotation, biological process: cilium organization. NCBI's taxonomy places the organism in Eukaryota, Metazoa, Chordata, Aves, Rheiformes, Rheidae. The transcript has 11 exons. The coding region runs from base 1 to 1491 and encodes 496 amino acids.
AUGUUGGAUGUUGUACAAAACCUGGUUGAUGUUGAUGAUGAUCACUUACAUUUUCUGGCAUUGCUAGUGUGGAAACAAAGAAAUGACAAGUAUUGUGUGAAGGCGGGGGCGCGGCUGGACGCGGGGCUGCCGGAGGCGGAGGAGCGCGCGGGGCGGCGGCGAGUCGCCCGGCUGCGGGAGGCGGCGGAGCGCGAGCGGCGGCUGGAGGCGGCGGCGCUGCGGGCAGAAGAGAUCAGAAAACAGAGAGAGCUGCAGCUGGAGCAGGAAGAACGGCUAGCGGCUGAACUGGCGAGAUUAAACCAUGAGAAGCUUAAAGAUGAAAAGAUGAGACAACAAGUAAGAGAGAACAGUCUUGAACUUCGAGAGUUAGAAAAAAAACUAAAAUCUGCCUAUAUGAAUAAAGAAAGAGCUGCACAGAUUGCUGAAAAAGAAGCUAUACAAUAUGAGAAAAUGAAACGUGAGGCUGAAAUAGCCCAAAAAAUGAAGGAAGAGAACGAAAGGGUAAUAAAAGAAGAAAGUUCUGCAGAGCUGAGGCGAAAUAAAGAGAAGAUAAUAUAUCAGCAAGAACUGGAGAAACAGCUUGAGGAACAAGAGAGGAGGAAGCAGGAUGCUUAUGAAGAGUUUCUGAAAGAGAAACUCAUGAUUGAUGAAAUCGUAAGAAAGAUCUAUGAGGAAGACCAAAUGGAAAAACAGCUUAAGUUAGAAAAAAUGAGAGCAACUCAGACAUAUAUUGAAGAAUUUAAAAAAGAACAAGCUAUCUGGAGAAGAAGGAAACGGGAAGAGAUGGAAGAAGAAAAUAGGAAAAUCAUGGAGUUUGCCAACAUGCAGCGACGAAGAGAAGAGGAUCGGAAGGCUAAAGUUCGAGAAAAUGAGGAGAAAAAACAAAGACUUCAAAGCAAGAUUGCCCAGAAUCUGGAAAGAGAACAACAGAAGCGUGAAGAACUGGAACAAGUACGUCAAGAGCUGUAUCAGGAAGAACAAGCUGAGACAGACAGGAAGAAGGAGAUGGCAGAAAUUGAAAAGAGAAUAAGGCAACGUCUAGACUUAAGGCAAACAUAUGAAGAGCAAUUUGCUUUAAAGAAGAUAGUGCAACAAGCUAUGCAAGAAGAGGAGGAAGCCUUCAGACAAGACAUGUUAGCCAAAUUUGCAGAGGAUGAUCGCAUUGAACAGAUGAAUGCUCAGAAACGAAGAAUGAAACAGCUUGAACACAGAAGGGCUGUGGAAAAACUUAUUGAAGACCGUCACAAACAAUUUCUUGCAGAUAAAGAACGUGAACUUGAAGAAAGGCAGUUAGAAGAGAGAAGACAAGAAAAUAUUCGUGUAAUUGUUGAAGAAGAGAGACAGAAACUCCUGAAAGAGCAUGCAUCUAAAUUACUAGGUUAUCUUCCUAGAGGAAUACUCAAAGAUGCAGAUGACGUCAGCAUGCUUGGUGAGGAAUUUAGGUUGGCUUAUCAGAAGAGAAGUGGCAAUGCGUUUUCAGCAGAGAGCUAAAUCUCUCCCACCUCAUCCUCUGGUUCACCACUAGAUGUCAUCUGGUCUCUAAAGAUCUUCAUUUGCUGUUACAGUGAGGAGUUCCUUCUUAAUGUUACAAAAAGAGUCUCCAUUUUAAGGCCAGAGCUCUAAACUGAUGAGCAGCUACUUUUAAGUGUUUGUUGUACUUUUUUUCCUCUCACCAAUAAAGGAUUUGUUAUGGAUUUCUCUAUCACUGUAUGUAAGACAAUGAGGUUAGUUCUGCAGUAAUGUUUAAAAAUGUUUUCUUCAAGAACUUUACAGAAACUUAAUGCAGUGUAAAUUCAGAUGUCUAUCUCAGUAUGGACUACUGAUUAUCUUAAAGCACUAUUUCUGUUUUUAAUUUGAAGACUUAUCUACAUUGGCAUUUCACUAUUAAAAUACUAAUCUACAUGUAGAUUGUCUCAUCCCAAAUGGCAGGUCAGAGUUGCUUGUUUCAUUGCUAGUCAUUUUCCUUUGCUUCUAGCAGGGUCUAAGUUUAAACAGGUCUCGUUCUGAGGUCAGAACUGUUGUUUAUUCCCUUCUUUCAGUGAUAAACCUCUCACUUAUGUUUCAUGUUUGUGUUAAAUUACUCCAAGGAAGGAAUCAAUUGAAAUAGCUGAGGUAUGACAGAGAUUCAUGCAACCAGUGCAUCCUUUGCAGUUUUUGUUCAUUGAUGUACACACAGUAUGUUCAGCUCAUCUGCACUCAAAAUUCUAUCUAGUUCUUGAUUGUGAUGACACCAUUACAAGGUCUUUAAGGAGGUAAUAAAUAUCUAUACAGCACCUGUGAAAAUAGAGCCAUCGCUUCAAACUGUAUCCUAAGCAGUAUCUGAUGGCUGGGGAAAGAUUCCAGCCUUUCUUCUUGACUAAAUAAAGCAGCAAUUUUAAACAA